Messenger RNA from Symbiodinium sp. CCMP2456, 1080 nucleotides. Lineage: Eukaryota; Dinophyceae; Suessiales; Symbiodiniaceae. The record is from the annotation of a GenBank genome assembly.
AUGAUGCGGGCAUCGGAUCUUCCGGAGAAGUGGAAGGCUGGACCUGCUGAAAUCUACACGGGCCUCGCGCAGAAGUCCUACUACCUGAUGAAGGAGAAUCCCGUCCUUUUUGACGUGACUGUAGAUGAAGACCUCGAGAAACUCCAAGUCGAGAAAGAGGACGAGGAGAAGCAGAAGAAGGACUUGGAGGGCAAUGCCAAAGAGGACACGUUGGUGCUGAGAAAGCGGAUUGAAGAAGUCAAGAUGAACGAACGUAUUCGUGCUGUCACAGAGCUGCUGUAUUUAAAGGUGUGCCGCAAGUUUCAGCAGCUGCAAGUACCCUUGAUACCUCAGUUGCAAGAGGGUGGCGAUGUGCGCUUCGGAAAUGUGGAUCUCAAGGGUCUCACCACGGACAUCUACUCUGCAGAUGCACUGGAGCUUGUACGAGACCAUCUCUUCCGCAUCAUUGGGCAGCAAGGAGGCAACCCUUCCUUCGCUGGAGGAAUGGGCGUUGUGCAGAUUGCUUUGUUUCAAGCUGGUCAGGUUUAUGCAAUGUCAGCGAUGUUUGGCUACUACCUUCGCCGCGUCGACCAAAGGUAUCAACUUGAGAAGCUGGCGGGGACUUUUGGCGCCUGGGGUGAAGAAGAGGCAAGCGAGGAAGCUUCCAAUCCUUUCUCGCAGGAUCCUGGUGCCGCCGACUCCCUGAAAGGAUACAUCAGCUCCUUCGGGCCCGACGAAGUACAAAGCAUGUGGGCGGUCACAUCUGCAGAGGCACAGCUGGCCAUGGAAAUGCAGGUCACUGCGCUUUUUGGCGAUCUCCGUGCUUUGAAAGAGAAGUUGGUCAAUGCACUGGGCAUGGUCAACUCACCAGAAGAAGCGACAAUGAAGCUGGAGAAGGCGAUAAAAUCCAAGGAGGUGGAAUCCCUUCGAAUCACCAGCGACGACCUGCGCAGAUUGGUGUUGGAGGCAGUGGCGUUUGGAUCGUUGCUCAACGACUCAGAAAAGCAGUUCGACUCGAUUUACGAGCUCACGCCGGCCUCUAGCCGCGUGAUGGGCGUUCUCACCGGCGAUGACGAAGAAGGCCGAAUGUUGCCAGAGUGA